This is a messenger RNA of Pristis pectinata (smalltooth sawfish), 3650 nucleotides long. RefSeq names its product poly (ADP-ribose) polymerase family, member 16 (gene parp16). Bases 218 to 1210 code for a protein of 330 amino acids. The record is from RefSeq and is a predicted model, not a curated record. Gene Ontology annotation, biological process: endoplasmic reticulum unfolded protein response. Gene Ontology annotation, cellular component: intracellular anatomical structure; nuclear envelope; membrane. Gene Ontology annotation, molecular function: kinase binding; NAD+ poly-ADP-ribosyltransferase activity; protein serine/threonine kinase activator activity. NCBI's taxonomy places the organism in Eukaryota, Metazoa, Chordata, Chondrichthyes, Rhinopristiformes, Pristidae. The transcript has 6 exons.
GUUGGGGGUGAGCAUGUUAGACCAAGUGUUUCUCCCUCUGUAACCAUGGUGACUGAGCAAGAGGUGGCUCACCCGGAACGGGAAGCGGCGAUGCCGAAGGGGGGCAGGGUUUCCUGGAUGCCGGUGUCUCCAAGCUCGUGUCUUUCUUUUCUGUAAAUUUGACCGGAAUUUUUGUUUUUUCCCCCUUUGCGAGAGUUGAUUCCGGGGGGGCGGCCGCAUGCAGGGCGAGGGCGGGCGGCCGCUGGGGGAGGCGCUGGAGGGCAGCCUGAGGAGGGAUCUGCGGGCCGCCGACCUCAAGUGCAGCCUCUUCAUGUCGGCGCUGCAGAGCUACCGGCGGGACUCGGUGCUCCGGCCCUUCCCGGCCGCCUACUUCAGCGGCGACAGCAAGGACUUCGACGCCUUGCUUGCUGAUGCCCAGAAUCUGCCAAAUCUAAAACAGCUGCUACAGUCUGGAACAAUCCCACAAAAGCGAACCUUGGAGCUUCUGAGCUGGUUCUGUUUGUCAAAAAACCUAACCAUCAAAAGUUUGGGAAAAGAAGGGUAUGAAGAAAUCCAGGAACUCAUUGGGUUCACAACGCCCUCUGCUGCUAUCCCCGAUUUCCUAUUUGAGAUAGUUUAUUGUGAUCAGAUGAAUGCCAAGUUUGAUGAAACCAAAGGAGACAGAGAUCUCAUCUAUGCAUUUCAUGGGAGCCGGCUUGAGAAUUUUUAUUCUAUAAUUCACUGUGGUUUACAAUGUCACCUAAAUAAGACUUCGCUCUUUGGGGAAGGAACCUAUCUUACCAGUGACCUGAGUUUGGCUCUUCUGUAUAGUCCCCAUGGUAAUGGUUGGGAUCAGAGCAUGCUUGGUCCCGUCCUUAGCUGUGUUGCAGUUUGUGAGAUUAUUGAUCAUCCAGAUGUUAAAUGUCAAGUUAAAGGAAAAGAUACUGGAAGCAUAGAUCGACGAAGAGCAAGGGUGAAAAACAGCGAAGGUGGGGAUGUCCCACAGAAGUACUUUGUGGUCACAAACAACCAGCUCCUAAGAGUUAAAUAUUUGCUCAUUUAUGCUGAGAAACUGCACCGAAGAAGGCCCACAAGACAGCCAUCCUGGAUCUCCCAGCAUAGUUUUUUAGUUAUGAUGAUGAUGUAUUUGUUACUUCUGAUAGUUAUUGGUGCCUGUAACUCACCAGCUUUCCAGUAUUACUGGAAUCGAUUUCUUGAAACAAAGCGAUGAGUUUGUUGCUGCAGUGUUUUUAGCUGGCCAAAAUGGUUGACAUGCACUACAAUUCUUACCUGAUGCCUUAGUUCUCACUGUUACAGAAAGGCACUUGUGGACCAACAAUAACUUAAUUUACAAAAGUUAUAGACAGCCUACUGUGCCAAGAAUAUUUUAAAGGUUUUGGGACACCAAUAUCAUUCCAUUCCAGCUCUUUUAUGUCUCUAUAUAGUUCUGAAUAAAAUAGGUCUUCUGUAUUGAUAAAGGGUAAUGACUGACUGUUCUGGAGAAUGGAACGAUUCCUGUUUCCAGUUUUGCAACAGGCAGCCGUCUUCAACCUUGUGCUCAGCAUGCUGCAGGUGUAGAAUCAUGUGCCUUUUGCAUUAGCCCCACUAAUUGGCUCAUGCCUAACCUGGAAGUGGAACCUGCAUUUCAGUUUACUGACUGGUUCUCCACUGCAUUGGAGGCAGCUGAAACCACUGCACUGUUUGAAAUUCUGACCUUAACAGUCAUCAGAGAGGAAAAAUCAUUGUGUCCCUGAAGCAAGCUGAAAACAAGUUGACACUUUUAGAAGAGCUUCAAUUGGUCUAUUACUGUAAUGUAAAUCCUUUUUCUUGAUGGAUCUCUGAGUGUGUUGAGAAACCAAUUUUGUAUGUUCUUUAUAACAGUGUAAAAUAUAUUAAAUAUUUGGCAUUCAAACUGUUCAAUGUCCCCAUAACAGGCUCACUGUUUGUACUCCUUGCAUUACUUUCCCCAGAAUUUCAAGAAAUCCUUAGACAGUAAAAGUAUGUACAGUGAAUAAUUUUAUACCAUAUUAUUAUGCAUUUUCUAUCUAUGGUUGUGAACUUUGAUGUAAGCAAACUGUAAAACAGGAAAUUUCUUGCAUAAACUUUAGCCUGCAUCAAGUGCAAGAACGGGUUUAUUGUUUUUAAUAUGUAUUAACCCAAGGGUUCAACAAAAUACAUAUACAGAAGUCAUCUUUUAGGCUAUAAAGGAAAUAUACUUGUUUGGGUUACUAAAGUGAUUUCAAUUAAACAAUACUUGCAGUUUUAUGCCUUCUCUAUUAUGACCCAUUCUUGCAAUCCAAAUUCUAUUUGAGAAAUAUUUAUAUAAUAUAUAGUAUAAUGCAUGUAUUCAUCUGAAUGUUGGAAUUUGUUUUCUGAGGUUAUUUAUACUUGGAAGUAUUCACAAGUAUUUCUAACCAGUAUAUUGCUAAAACAUAAUUUUAGAUUCUGAUCUAUUUUACCAUGCCAAUACAAGACACCAAAUGAAUUACUUGGCAGAAUCAUUCCUUCUGUCACAGCAUCCCAAUGUUGCUGAAUCUAAUAAACCUAAGUAGAUUUUAAAAGUAAUACCAGGUUACGUUUUUCAUUCAGUGCCCACUUGGAGUAUUAAUCUGCUUGUUUUGUUCUGGUCCCAGUUCACCUUCUAUGCCUUAAUAUUUAGUGACCAAAUAGGUAUUUUUUAAGUAUAAUGUAAAGUCAAUUAUGUGACUUUGUAAGAUCACGUUUUGUGACUGAGUUAUUUAAGGGGAAAUUGUUACUUUAAUUUUCUUUAAAGUAAUGGGGUGGGGUAAGAUAAUUUUGGUUUUAAGGUGCUUGGUAGAAUUUCUGUCCAAAUUCUAAGCAUUUGAAACAACUGUUCUUAUCUACAAUAUCAUAUCAGUCCUGAAUUGUUGUGUUGUGAGUAGUAAUGAAAAGUAUGCUCUUCUUAUCUUUCCAUAAAAAAUUUAAAAAAAGCUCUUACCCAGUCAUUAAACCUUAAUGUUAUUUUCACAUGUCUUUUCAUAUUGGUGCAAUUGAAGUUUAGAAUUCAAAAAAUUCAGUGAAGUGGUGAGGAAGUGGAGAAAAAUCCUUAAUUUUCCCCUCUUCCUCAAGUCCCAUGUUACAAUAAUAAAAGAUUACUCAAAUCUAAUUCAGUAUUUCUGUGGACCCAACAGGAAGGGAGCAAUGGUGUUACAUCAAGUACUUAAUCCCAAGUGCCUAUGCCUCAAUUUUAAAGUUCGUCAGAUAAUCCCAAGUUAUUUUUCUCUGCUGAGAGAAUGGCACUUUCUAUUUUUUGCCUAUUUUCUCUUCUGGUUUCCCAUAUGGUCUCCAUUGGGGAUGUGCUUGCCAGCCUCACUAAUGUUGCUGUUCAGACAAAUUUCAUAGGAAUUGGAUGAGUUUAGCCCAUGGAUAAUUGUCCUUUUUGAGUAGAUGCUUGGUCUCAGUUUUUAGGCUUAGCAGAUCAGAGGCGAUGGGAAUGCAUCCCAAGAACAACUUCUGUCUGAAGUCUUCAAGUCCUUUGGAUUGCAGUCAACAUCUUUAGGAACUGGAUAAUGCCUCUUCAGUCUUUUUUCAUAUAAUAAGCCUCUUAUGUCUGCCUUUCUCUUGCAUUAAUGUUUUAAAAAUGCAAACAUCUGUUUACCAUGGUGAGAGGAUGUUGAUGAAAUGGCCAAUAAAGAUAUCUGUUACUUGUU